AUGUUUCUCCUCAUUCUCCGGAAGCUGUGGCUUCGACGACCGAGAUCCGAUGCAGAGACCACAUCAUUGCCAUCAAACUCAGCCAGUGGACGUCCAAUACUCGAAAUUGAAGACAAAGCGCAAAUGCCCGACAUCACUUUCACCACAACGGCUUCGUGUGACGAAUCAGAAACGACAGUCAACGAGCUAGCCCUGCUAGCAGCCACUGCGAGCCACACAUCAAGCAUCGCUCAACACGAACCAGCGAUACCUGCAAAGCCAGAAACAAAGCAAACCGCCCCAGACAGAGCGACUCAACAACCAGAAAGGGAGGAGGACGAAGAAGAAGGAGAAGAAGAAGAAGAAGAAGAAGAAGAAGAGACAUUCUACCAUCUGAGCAGUUUGAUAACCAUAUCCUGCUUAUCCCCAAGCCAAAGCCAAACGUCUGUAUCAACAGUAACCUCCAAAAGCGCAAGACGCAAAAGUCUAGCCUUUGAUACCAAGAGAGCAUCCUCAAUUCUAAAUUUGAACAUCGGGGAUCUACCGAGUCUGCCAUUUCCAAUCCCGAACCACGGGAUCACGGGCAAGCCUGGUCCAAGAUAUAGCCCGCUCCCACCACCGUUUGUGCAGAAGACGCUUGCUAUGAGGCCCGAGGUUCGUUUCUAG
Molecule: messenger RNA, 645 nt
Organism: Penicillium soppii
Lineage: Eukaryota; Fungi; Ascomycota; Eurotiomycetes; Eurotiales; Aspergillaceae
Exons: 1
Coding region: 1-645 (214 amino acids)
Source: RefSeq, a predicted model, not a curated record